AUGGAUAUACACCCUAAGCGAUCGGCUUCUACAAAUCCUACGUCAUCUUUAACAUUUUUUUCUUUGUCCAGUUCAAACUUUCAGGUGAAAAAUAUGAGAGGUGAAGAAGGAUUUCUUCCAACUAUGUCAUGCUUAAUUCCAACGCCAGAUGCAAAUGCCAUCACAGCGGUGGAAAGAUUGCAAGUUCUCCUGCUUACCUCUUGGACUGAGUGUAUCAGACAACUGAGACCAAUUCUCUUAUCAACAUGCUGUGCUUCUUCACAGAAUAUAAGCAAACUUUGGGUUUCAUUUGCAUCAAGUUUGAACUGUCAUGAGCUAAAUAGAAAAAAAGAUAAACUGAAUACCAGGUUCAAAAGAAUUAUGGAAUGUUCAUCUCACAGCAACAACUAUUCAUCAUCGCUUGAUCUCAACAAACUGCAUAUUUACCUUUCCAAACUGGAAAACGAUUUACUUAACUCUUAUGCACCUUCAGAACAAAAUAUCCCCAGAGUAAAAUUCACAAGACAUAAGCUCCCCGAACAAAAAUCUUCCGGUCGAAAAUCUUCUGAACAUGAAACGACGGUAAUUUCACAAUUGUAUGUCAAGCAGUUCCAACUGCAGGUCUUCAGGAGGUGUUUCAUCAAUUUUUAUUCUAUAAUGGGCUGUGAGAGUCGUGAACAAAGGUUCCAGAGCCCACACGCGACUCAGUGCGUUGCCAAGGCUCAGCCAACGAACACUACAAUGGUAGAAGAUGUCAGAAUGUUUACUUUCCAUAUCUUCAAGCAAUACUUUGAACUGCUUGUGGUUAAGACCUCUGGCUCGAACGAUGUUUAUUACACCAUCAACUGA
This is a messenger RNA of Helobdella robusta, 828 nucleotides long. RefSeq lists its product as hypothetical. The record is from RefSeq and is a predicted model, not a curated record. The transcript is spliced from 6 exons. NCBI's taxonomy places the organism in Eukaryota, Metazoa, Annelida, Clitellata, Rhynchobdellida, Glossiphoniidae. The coding region runs from base 1 to 828 and encodes 275 amino acids.